AGUGACAGUGCCUGUAUUGCAUAUUUCAGGUUGAAGUGAAGCUUUUGCGCAGGUUGAAAAUCGAGCUACAUCUACCUGGAUCCAGCAGAUUAAAUGGAUUCUCAGCCUGCGACUCCAAUGGACGCGAGCUGCCUUCAGGCGCCUUCACCGGCAGCCCCGAUGGAGGUGGUCAAUUCUCCUCAGCCAGGGUGUUCUGCAUUUAGAGACCGGGACUCACCACCACAGGGAUCUUCAACAAGUGGCCUGCUAACAGGACCUUCCGGAAUACAAGAUGAUGACUCGCUCGGGUCCCCCCCCGUUGAUGAGCGGUCCCUCCAUGAAACAUUGGCACGAAACCGGGAGAAGCUCAAGGUGAAGCUUCUGACCAGAAGACCAAUUCAUCAGCUUGUCCAGCAGGGAAUAAUCCCUCGUGAGUACAUUGCAUUAAAGGCCUCCCCGCAAUUUCUAGAACAGAAGCAAAGACUCGAACGGGCUAAGAUGGGCGACUUCCUCAAGAAUAAGAUGCAGCAUCGGCCAGAUCGUGACACUUUAAUUCGAGCGCACAUCCUUGAAGACACUUCAGCAAAACUUGAUCCUUCACUUCAAGACAAGCAGAGGAGAUUGAAAAGAGCGCGUCUAAAGGACGACCUUAAUGACCGUUUGGCACAUCGUCCCGGGCCUCUCGAACUCAUUCGAGGCAACAUCUUACAAGCAGACGAGACUUUCGCUCAAGCAAUCAAAGAGGGGACUAUCCCAUUCAAACGGACAUGCGAAGGCGACAUCGUCACGCCCACCGAGCCGAUCUCAGAAUCAGGUAGUGACGACUCCCAGCAGGGAAGUGGUGAUGGUGGUGCUGGCUCCCGGGAUGGUUCACCCCCUCAGGGCGCCCCAACACCCCUACAAGUGAGCACCUCGGCUUCACUUGUUACGCCCACCGUUUCGUCGGUUAUUGCGAACUCCAGUACGACGACUCCCACUGGUACAACUAGCAUGCAUACACCUCGACUGGAAGCAAUGAACCUAGCUAACGCCGUCGUGGGCGCGACUGCUACACAUACGACUCCAACCACACUUCUCUUAACAACAACCGACGGAGAUGGUCAUUCCGUGAUUGUCUGCACCCAGACAGAGAACGGCGCGGCCGGACAAGCCGUUGUAAAAACACUUUCACAGUCGCCUGCAGCGAUUCCCUCAACACCAGUCUACUUUACGCUGGCCACGAAUCCUACCAGAACACCGGCCGCAGUUGGCAACAGUGGGCCGACGCUUAUCAAACAGCGAUCUCUGCCAACGCCCGUAACGCUCGUAUCUAGUCAGACGGCAACUACGCCGGUUCCAACAGGAUCGAAGAAAAAAUCUUCUUCCUCUGGCAAAGCCGCCCAAACGACACCUUCGCAGCAACCCAAUAAGAAUCGUAUAAUCAAGUUCCACGAAUACAAGGGACCCCCGUCGGCAAUGAAGGACAAAGAGAUGAAGGAGAAAAAGGAAACAUCUUACGAGUUGCUUCUGCAACAACAAAGAGUUUUUCUUCAGUGGCAAAUGGACCAUGCUCCCGGAAAUGGAUCGAAGCAAAAAAUGAUCCUGCCAGCACCGAGUAGUUCCUUUCAGACUGGCGCUCCGAUUAACAGUGACGCCUAUAAGUUAAAAUGCGCCAAGCUUGAGGACAUGAAAGUAUCGGACCUCAAGCUUGAACUAAAAAAACGUAACCUUACCGUUUCGGGAUCAAAGCCACAGCUGAUUGAAAGGCUAAAACCUUUCUCCGACCAGAUCGCGUCAACAAAACCGGGAACGCCUUCAUCUAUCGAGUGUGCCAGUAGCAACCACAGCAAUAUCAACAACUGUGAUACGAUGAUUGACGAUGUGUCAACGCCGACGGUCGGAGAACACGAUAGCGUGUUGGCAAAAAUGGACAUCCUCCAUAAAGAGCUGCUUGAAAAACAACGAAUACAAACCCUUCUGCAACAACAACAACAACAGCAGCAGCAGCAGCUUCAUCAGCAGAUGCCGGCGACGACCACGAGCCAGCAACAACAGGCCAACGUGAUCACAAUCACUGAUGGCAGUGGUAAGGACCAGACAAUUCAAGUAAACCGGGUACUGUGCCAGCCAGGCGUGCAAAUAAUUCAUGCCAAACCGCAAUUGGUUGCACUACAAGUAACAAAGUCAUCUGAUGCCGCCCAUUGCGUGGACGGGGGCAUGCUCAACGUAUCCGGCUUAGCCGGCUCACCAAAUAUUGCCAUCGUCAGUCAAGUAGCUAGUUCUUCUGGUGAAACUUCGGCAACCACUCUUCAGAAAAUGUCGCCACAGCACAUUCAAGUGAAACAUGUCGUCCCAACGACAGUUGCCACCCCUUCACUUGGGGCGUCUCACGUGAUCGGUCAGUUGACAAAGCCUAUGGGGCAGCUGCAGCCGAUACAGGUUCAGCAUAACGGAGGUGUACAGGUAAAACAGGUGAGCGGGUCUAAACAGGCAGUACAGGCGGGCAAAGUUCAGCCGGUUCAUGUCAAGGUACAGCCUUCAGGUCAACACCUGCAGCAGCAACAACAACAACAACCUCAGCCUUUAACGACUGGCCAGCUAAAAUUGUCCACCUUACCAAAACAGCUAUUGCAGCAUAAAAUUCUACCUCAGCCGGCUUCCAUUGUAGCUAGCUCGGUCGGCGCCAACACAUCGAUUUCAGCUGGUCCGGCAUCACCGGUGCUCAAGAACACGUCCGUUGAACGCAAACCCAGUUCAAGCCAGGACGGGGCUCGAAGUCAUACGAGAACCCAUUCGUUACCUUGUCAUAUGGAUGUACUGCCUAGAAAGCCACCUCCAGAAUACACUGAAAUGACUCGACAGAUUCAGGAACAUCAGCAGCAACAGCAAAGCACCAAGGAGUCAUGUGAUAUGAACCUGAACGAUAUCUUUGAAAUUAUCUCUAAACAGGAGCAACCCGCACAGUUUGAGGUCACUCGAAACCCUGACACCGGUGUGAUCAUGCUCAAGGAAGCGACUGCCGAUACUCCAAAAACAUCUCAUAUUGUGACGCCAGAUAUAAAGGCACCAGUUGUGAUCGAGGGUUUAUCAGUACCCAUCGCUGUCGCAAGUCAAGACAUGUUGAAACCACUGGAACAAAAAUCUGCCACUGAGAGACAAGUUGGAAUCAGCUUGAAUAGUGAAAAGCUGCAGACAACUGUCCUUAAGUCAAAUCUUGUGAUGGCUCAAACCCGUGGCGUUCAAGAUCACGCUGAAUCGUUACCAUCUGUGCCGAAUGCGAGAACAAGUGACGAUAACAGUCAGAGCACCCAGUCUUUCAAAGGAACGUUAAGUACACUAGUAAAAAGCAAGCAGAGCCUGCAAAACGUCCAAGGGGCAAUAGAAACUACAUCAGUCGAUAGCUGCAAAGGGGACCCACAGGUGCGAGCUCACGAAGACAAGGCACUCGAUUUUAAUGUUGACCUCGAUGCUCUCGAAACGUUGGACAUCAACUUCGACAUAAUCCAUCAGGACAACAAUAAUAAGCAUUCAAAUCAGCAUCUCUUCAAAAAUUUCUCCCUCGAACCAGAACAUAUGUCUACAGACUUUGGACAAGAUCUAGAUUGGUGGUCAAACGAGCUUUUUCAAACCAAACAAUCGACCACGGGCGAUACACGUCCGACCGAUCAGUUGCCUAGCGAUGGUAACAAUUCGACAUCAGCACUAUUGAUUACCACAUCGGUCCCUAACCAAGCGCUAGUUCAUAAUGAACCGACGCAUAGUUCUUCGGAUAGUCUACGAACGCCUGAAAUCACCCCUUCAUUGUCCUUAAACGACCCAUUGUUGUCGUUUAGCAAUACGAAUAACUGUACACUGACUGACCACAAGGCCGCUAGCAGCAUUCACAAUAGCAAUAAUAACAAUGCACUAUCAGGGGCAGGAUUUAGCCAGCCGCUCAGUCAUCACCCGCCAGCUAUCUCACUAUAUAGUGAUAUGCAGGGCCUACUAUGCGAAGAUGUUAUUAUGGCCGAUUGGACCAAUGCACAGCCGCACAGUUUCGAUAUCCAUAUGCAGAUGUAAUUACUUGCUCGAGAUUUUGAGCGGUAAAGCGGUAGAAGUUCAUUUGGGACAAAUGUCUGAGAAACAUUUGGGCUUUUGGAACUUUUCGGUUAGACACUUAAAACCGUUCAUUUCUCGCGCCUAGUUUCGGCCUGGCGGUACAACUAAGCGUAGUUCGUUAACACAGAAAAGGACAAACAAAUAAUGAAGAUAAAAUCUAGCGACUUUAUCACGAACAAUGGAGGCUAAUCGGGCCGACAGGGUGAAUCACCGUGUUGGGGGCAAUGAUCAACUCCAAUGUUAAUCUAUUUCAAAUUUAUCGCUUCUACUUGUUUGUUGGAUCGUCCAUGUAAUAAUCGUUUGUGUGUUCGAUAGUUUCUACUGAGUGUGUUCACGAUAUUGCGGUACACUCACUGAAAAGGCACAGCUGUCAAACUGUGAAAUUCAGGGUUCGGAAACGUUACUUGUCUCAGACCAUCUUAGGAUCGACAAACAUUUACUACGGAACAGGAGAAACAAAAAAGCCCAGCACACAUUCAGACGACAGCAGAACUCCACUGUCAUUCUACCGUCAUCCCUUUCGGACGAACGCAGUAGUAUUUAUGCAUAUAAAAUUACACAUUCUGUCUAUCAUAUACAUUAACUCUACAAUAUAUACGAUCUGGUAAUUUGCAGUUAAAUAGUUACAAAAAGUUAAUAAAAUAUAUAUAUAUAUAUGGUUCGAUUAUAUAUAGCGAACGGUACCACAAGGAAUCGCUCUGACGAACGGGUGCUUCUUGUACGAGUAAACAAUUUAUAGAGCAAUUGUACUAGUCUAGUCAGCAAGAGAUUAGAGCAGGACCUGCUUGUACCAUGUGAGAAAACUUAUUACAUAUUUCCCCUUUGUAGUCCUUAUGGAAAUCGACGAUUUAACAUUAAAUUCUCCAUUUCGUCACUAGUAAGAGCUCUGCGAUACACACAUCGGAUUUAGGCUAGUGUUAGCUAACGCGUACAUUUUCCCCAGCUGAUUCGAUCCCCGCUGGAAUCUUUAAUGUUCCCAGAUAUCGAAUGAAAGAAUCUGUAUAGACGGAAUGUGUUGUUCCCAGGAAAUGUGUAGCGUUUUUUUUACGACGAACGUUUUGUUGCUGGCACAACAAUAGCAACAACGAGUGCUCAGUAGCCAUUAUCUACAAAUGAGGUUGAGAUAUAGAAUGAAAAGCCGUAUAUCGUCGAACGACUAACUUACUGAUGAUAACGCAUAUGGAUUAUAAAUAGAAUAUAUAAGUAGAAAGACUGUACGUAUAGAAGUUGUUGCGAUGUCGUUCGUUGUACGUUACCCGAUUCACUAAUUAUCGUGCUUGUCUAGUUUAUCUUAUUACGAUAAAAUUAGGUGGAUAGAAAUACGAUUAGGGAAACGAACGCAUAACAGUUGAGUUUGAAGGGAAACAAAUAAUUUACCUGCACACGUUCGGGGAGAACUACUACGCUAUAUCUAGCACGCAAGCGUGCACCAUCUUUAUACGACGAAAAUUUCCGUCUCACUUUAAAUCCUACCAUUUCAGCCUAGUCGUUUGUUACGAAUAAGGAAUCACUGACAGUCCGGCUGUAUUAGGAUCGAUCGGAUUCAAACUACAAAAUUUUAAUAUUUGAUGAUUACGGACGCUUCUCUCGAUGAUGGAGAGCUACGUAAAGGUUGUAUGAUUGCUUAAGGAUCGAGACGUCCUAAAUAUGAAAAGGUUAAAAACGUACUAUCUGUAUUGUGAUGCGCAAGAGGUGUCAAUCUUUCGAGUUAGAAAUGCGCCGCAAAUGGAGGAAACGACCGAACGCUUUUUCCCUCGCUUGUUUGUGGAAAAGUAACAAAAGGGUAUUUUGUCACAUAUUCGAUCAGUCGUAUAACAGUUUUGUUAAUUCUUUGUUAAAUGAACGCGAAGUAUUCACUAAUAUUAUUCAUCUGAGUUGUUCACUGUAAAAGGCAGAAAAACUCGUCGUCGACAACUUGUCUCUUUUAACAUUUAUAGAUUAAAGUUAUAGUAAACAUGUACGCAAGCAAGACUGGCCCGCUUGUCGGAUGUGAAAUAGUUCCAAUAUGUAUAUAUGUGGAGAAUAGAGCUAUCAAAACCAUCGAUUUUCCUACAAUUAUUAUUUAAUAUAUGGGGCCAAGCGAGUACGAGAGAGGAAGCAAUAAAGCAACAAUAUUCAAUCCUGAUUUUUGCGCGUCUGGCCGAUGCGCUUGACAAAAGCCGUUAACGUCUGGCAGGAAAUAGCAAGAUUUUUCUAGACGAAAGUAGCCGACGCGGCUCAGAGGGGCACAUACGUUUUUGUUAACAUAGAUGUACUAGCAUGGUCAGUUGUAUAUUACAAACAGACAGUAGUUUGACGUUUUGUCCGCCAUUUUAUGAAAUUACCAAUGGCACGGUGUGAUUGUAAGCAGUGGACACAACCAGCGCUAUCAAGACUGCUAGCUAAACCCGUAAAGAAACAACAGAUCGACAACACUUUAGCUUCGAUCGACGAACAAGGAAAUCUGGAAUUAUAUGGAACAGUCUACAACUCAGUCUUGUAAGCUGCAGGCGUUAGAGCAUGCGGAGAAGUACGUGUGUCGAAAUGGGUGGCAGAAGAUCGCUGACAACAUUGAAUCUAAACGGGGAAAAUUUUCCAAUUAUACUGAUUUAGACAAUAGCGACAAUGUGAAUGAACAGAAGAGCUGCUUCCUCUGGUUACAUCGUAAGAACAAUCUUUUUGUAUAAUUAAGUAUAUGUAUAUGAAAAAGCUUAUUAUUUACCUGUAGUGUGUAAAUGUGUAAAAACUAUUGGACAAGCUUCAUACGUUGCGUUUCCUUGCUAACAAUAUUGCAUAGUGCAUAGUUUUUUUCUACUUUCAACAGCACCGGACGGGAGACUAAUUCAUCUAUUCUUCUGGUUCUGGUUAUGUAAAAUGUUUGUGUAUAUAAGACGUAGUACUAAUGCUAUCAGACAGUACGGAAUUAUAGUUCAACGUAACGCUCGAUAUCUUGCGCUGUUUUGUCAUACAGAAAAAAAACAAAAAUUCAUGUGAUAAUUUUUGACGGGCGCUAAUACGGAACGCGAGGUAGGUUUGCGAGUCUGUUACAUAAGGCUGGUCUAC
This is a messenger RNA of Varroa destructor (honeybee mite), 7098 nucleotides long. RefSeq names its product Myocardin-related transcription factor (gene Mrtf). Gene Ontology annotation, biological process: positive regulation of transcription by RNA polymerase II. NCBI's taxonomy places the organism in Eukaryota, Metazoa, Arthropoda, Arachnida, Mesostigmata, Varroidae. Gene Ontology annotation, cellular component: nucleus. Gene Ontology annotation, molecular function: transcription coactivator activity. The record is from RefSeq and is a predicted model, not a curated record.